Chenopodium quinoa (quinoa) is the source of this 798-nucleotide messenger RNA. RefSeq lists its product as uncharacterized. The record is from RefSeq and is a predicted model, not a curated record. Lineage: Eukaryota; Viridiplantae; Streptophyta; Magnoliopsida; Caryophyllales; Amaranthaceae. Bases 1 to 798 code for a protein of 265 amino acids. The transcript has 2 exons.
AUGGAUAUGGAGGAGGAUGAGAACACUCCUUUGAUUCUUGGAAGGGAGACAUUGAAGACAUUGGGGGCCGUCAUUAAUUGCAAAAACAAUACCAUUACUUGUGAAGUAGCCGAUGAAAAGAUUGUUUUUGAAUUCUCUAAACUACUCAAGACCCCCAUGGUUGAGAAGUGUUAUAGGGUUGAUGUGGUGAGUGAGGAGUUAGAUCUUUUGGGAUGGGUUAUGAUGAGUCCUCAAGAUCCAAUGGUUGAAGCUCUUACAUGCGAGGAAGAGUACUACUCUCAAGAAGCAAAGGAGUUUUUCAUGACCAUUGAAGAAGCCAAGAGAGAGGAAGAGAAGGAUCCUAAGCAUGAUGAGCUAGCUCUAGAAGAGGAGAAAUUGGAGGAGAUAGGAGCCGCAUUAGGUCAAAGAGCAGGAGGCAAGCUGCAUGUUAUUUCCUAUGCUAGUAGAACUUUGGAUGAUGCUCAAAAGAAUUAUACUACCACGGAGAAGGAAAUGCUUGCAGUUGUGUUUGCUGUGGACAAGUUUCGGUCCUAUCUUGUUUGCUCCAAGGUGAUAGUGUACAUAGACCACGCUGCGGUUCGGUACUUAAUGAACAAGAAGGAUGCAAAGCCCAGGCUAAUACGAUGGGUCCUCCUUCUACAAGAUUUUGAUAUCGAAAUGAGGGAUAAGAAGGGGUCCGAGAACCAUGUUGCCGAUCACUUGUCUAGAUUACCACAUAAUAAUGUUGAAAGUGUUCCGAUAAAUGAGGAGAUGGGUGUUGAGACCCUUAUGGCUAUCGCUUAUUCUCCUAGCCCGUGA